AUGCAGCGCAGAGUGAAGAAUACAACAACAAUAUUACUGUUGGAGAAAGUUAAAAACAGUAAUGUAACAUGCAAACAUGAAGGAAACUGUAGGAUGGCAUCGUGUUACUAUGCAACACUAGUUGGCGGUCAGUGUGGACCUAGUUCGUACAAUCCUUCUAUUGUAGAAUGCGUAACAAUCAAGGAUUGUAAUAAGGACAUUUUAAACCAUUGCUCACAAUAUAAAAUUAGUAACGAUUGUGGCCUGUCUGGAAGUGAAUCAAUGUUACUUCUUGCUCGUGCAGGCAACGUCACCGAAUUUCAUGUUUAUUUUUCAUCCUUUGACUUUGUUGACUUACUGUUUGCAAAUUUUAAAGAUUGUAACUAAAACGUAUCGGUAUUCUUUAGGAAUUUUUGAAAUCGACGAGUCAUACAUGAAGAUGACAGUGUGUCCUUUACAUCGAGAUUUGUAUGACAUUCGCUGGAGGUGCAACAAGACCAGAUGCUCGAUUCGAAAUGACCUUGCAGCACAUAAAUCUUUAUCCGUCAAAGCUCAAUGUGGACUGACAACUUUAUUAUCAUCUUUUAUUUUUAACAAGACCAAGAUACUUAUUCCUGUGGGAACAGGUACGAGGUUAAUUUAUUCAAUAUACAUAUAUUUCCUGCGUAUAAGGUCGGCAGGAAACGUGAGAGAAGUAUGAGGAUAUUUUACUAUGCAUGCACAAGUAGCGCAGGUUUUGUUUUUAACUGAAUUUCUACGUUUUUUUUGUAGAAUGAAGAAUUUACUUACUAAACUUUUAGCAGCAAUGCCUUUAUUUUACAGGAUAUGCAGUAUACUGUAUACGUUAACUUUUUGCUUGUUUUAGGGAUAUGCAGGAGCUGUAAAGAACAUUUAGCUCAUCUGGCAACAGAAUGGAGAACUAGUAAUUUAGUGUCAACUGACGACGAAUCAAGUAACUGCUUAGAAUUAUCAACAUCUCUGCCGCAGAUUAACGCAGAACAGCCGGUAAUAAGAAACAAUUUUAACUUUAUGACGAGCCAUGAUCCAUGCACUACAUUUUAACAGCUUCUUUUCUUUAUUAGGAAGACAGUAAUACUGGUACGUCAGAUGAACUUGUUGAAGAAAUGACUCAUUGUAUACUUAACGAGACCAGGUGGAGCAUCUUCUCUCCAGACACUGCAAGUACUACAUCAUCAUCUUGUGACGUCACCGAUGUUUCUUCUUCAUUGGUUGCUAGAAGAAAAAAGCUAAACGAAUAUUUGGAAGCCUGUAAUAUUCAUCCUUUGAAAAGACCAAUGUCAGAUUGGGACCAGACAUCAGAGCGCACACAAGAACGAUACAUCCAAAAAACAUGUGAAAUUAUCUCGUCAGUGUUAAAUGAUAUUUCAUCCACUAAUGCCGCACAUCUUUGGAAAGGGCUUCAAACUUCCGGAAGGAUGAACAAAGCAUUUGGAUUAAGCCAUCAGCCAGCAGAAAAAGCUUAUUUAGAAGCCUUAGCCGAAGCGUAUAAAACUGCAGAUAGCUGGGAUACUCGGUGCCAAGUCUUAUCUACCAUGUCCGAUGCGGCUAAUUUUAAUGUCAUUUCAGAAUAUAUUCCUGGUCUCACACACUACCGUUUUACUAUGGCUAAUCUUCAUCGACUUCAGUAUGGAAGGUGCGUUCCAGUUCCGUUAAAGACAUCGCCUCGCCUUCGUAUAUGUCAGCAACAGCUUGACCAUUUUCUGAGCUUUAUAACAAGCCCCCAUUUAGUGAAAGGCUUGCCGUUUGGCGAAAAAGAAUUGAAGAUGUCCUCAGGUAAAACAAUUAAAGUACCGAACAUCUUCCGUGCCAUGAUACCUCAAAGAAUUGUGAACCAAUACUCUCAGUACUGCAAAGAAAACAAUUUUCAAUCUUUCAGUAAGAGCACAAUGUUAAGAGUAAUAGACGAAUGUAGUGCAACCCAACGUCAAUCUCUUCAAGGUCUCGACAACUUUGCUGCUCAAGGAGGGCGGUCCUUUGAUGACUUGGGCACCGUUGUGCUGACUAUCUCACCUUUAAAGAAAGACGGCGAAAAUUGGGCAGCAGAAGUGCAAGAGGCUUUGAAAGUGUGA
Messenger RNA from Paramuricea clavata, 2069 nucleotides. The record is from the annotation of a GenBank genome assembly. NCBI's taxonomy places the organism in Eukaryota, Metazoa, Cnidaria, Anthozoa, Malacalcyonacea, Plexauridae.